Molecule: messenger RNA, 3113 nt
Organism: Acanthaster planci (crown-of-thorns starfish)
Lineage: Eukaryota; Metazoa; Echinodermata; Asteroidea; Valvatida; Acanthasteridae
Gene: fbf1
Product: Fas binding factor 1
Biological process (GO): establishment of epithelial cell polarity; cilium assembly
Cellular component (GO): ciliary transition fiber; centriole; ciliary basal body
Source: RefSeq, a predicted model, not a curated record
ACAGGCUCCCCACCACUCAGCAGUCAAAGGUACAGACCCCCCAGAGCAACCCGCAGAUACAGGGACGCAGAAACAAGCACAGACUGGACCCAAGAAAGAGCCGCAGUGGCGACAGCAGAUGAGACAAAAACAGCAGCAGCAGCGGCAAGACGGAACCGACAUGCAGCAGCUCAACAGCAGCGGGACUUGGGCUGGCAUGCCAGAGAAGAACGCUGCCAUGCCAUCCACAGGUGCUAGACAGCAGCCUUCUGAGCCUCUUGCAUUGGCCACUCAACCAAGCUCUCUCCCCCGCUACACCCCAACACCGACCCAGCAACCGCAGCCGGCACUGCCAGCCAACACAGCCUGGCAGGAACAGCUGGAGCAAAGCCAGCGAGAGCUGGACGAAGCCUUGAAAAAGCAGCAGGCACAGUGGGCAAGCCAGCAGCAGGCUUUACAGCAGCAGCUGCAACAGCAGCAGCAGCAGCAGGCCAUGCAGCAGCAACAACAAGCGAUGCAGCAGCAACUACAGAUGCAGGAGGCUCUGCUGAAGGCUCAGGCGGCGCCCUCCCCGGCCACGCUGCACGCACCGGGCGCUAGUCCACUCACGAUACCCGGCCUGACGAGCUUCGGGCUGGAGGGGAAGAUCCACCAGUUGGAAGCUGAGAAGCGCCGUCUGGAAGCCGAGUUGCUGGUCGCGCAGCAAGCGCAACACCAGCAGAAAACGGCAAUGGAAAACGCCCACAAAGACUACACUCAGCUUCUGGAGGAGUCGGCCGGCCGGCGCGAGACCAGACUCCGUCAAGAGCAUGCGGCAGCACUGCAGCAGUACGAACAGCGGCUCAAGCAGCUGCAGGAGGACCAGGCCGCCCAGCAGCAGCAACAGCAGCAGCGAGUGCAGCAGCUGAACGCAGAGCACAGCGGCCAACUGCAGCAGCUUCAGCAGACUCACAGGCUUGCCAUGGAUGCUGUCCAGCAGCAGCAUGAACAGCAACUGCAGCAGGUGCAGCUUGCCGUGCAACGAGAGAUGGAAGCGCUCCGCAGCACACAGACACACAGCAAAUCCCUGCAGGCUGUGGUUGAUCAGGUGCAGUCGGCCAGCAAGGAGCUGGGCAGCCUACAGAGCCAGGUACAGGGCCAACACCACAGCCAGCUUGAACAACGCUCCGUGGAGCUCAAAGAGAAAGACCAGCAGCUGCAAGUCAUGGAGAAGCGUUUGUCUGACAAGCAAGAUGAGAUGAACCAGGAGAGGGCCAGGCUAGAAGCAUUGGUCAGCCGACUGGAGGCCCACAUCCGUCAGCAAAACUCUCAGCUGGACGAGGAGAGAUUCCGUCUCCGCCAAGAGCAGAGUAAGUUGAGCAGCCUUCAGAGAGCUGUUGAGGAGGAGCGUAAGCUAGCGGGAGAGCAGCUGGCCUCCCAACAGGCUUCACUGCAACGGGCCAAGGAUGCAAUUCUGGGUGAUCAGAAGACCAUCAUGGCGCAAUGUCUAGAGGAACGUAAGGCCCUCGCGGCUGAGCGUGCCCAAGUUGCUGCCACCAGGAGACAGCUAGAGGCGUCCCUCCAGGAACAGGCCAACAAAGCUAUGCAGGUCGGGGCGGAGCAGGAAGGCAAGCUGGAGAGCCUGGCCGCCGAGCGCAGCCAGCUGACAGCCCAGGGUGCCUCGUUGCAGCAACAGCAGCAGGCCCUGCAGCAGGAGAAGCUGCAGCUGGGGCAGCGGCGGCAGGAGCUGGACGGCGAGCAGCGCCGGUUGCAGCAGCUGGCCGAAACGCUGCGGCAGCGCUCCCAACAGAUCCAGGAGGCCGUCGCAGAGGGUGUCCAGGCCAGGGAGGAGGGUCAGUCGGCCCUGCAAGCAGCCAAGACAAUCGAAGCUGACCAGGCCACCAGAGACAUGAAUCUACAGGCUCAGCUUCAGACAUUACGGGCGACUCAGAGACAAAUUGCCCAGGAGCGUUUGGAUCUUGCUCGUGAACAGAGGAACCUCGAGCGUCUGAAGGGGUCACUGCGUUGCCAGAUGUGUGGUGGUCCUGCAGCACCCCCUAAAUCACCAGCCUGGUCUACCAACAACAACGUCCUCCUCAACACGCCUCACCUCAGUCGGUCCAUGCAGCUCGGCAGUGAUGACAGCCCCUACCCAGAGAGGGAGAUGGCCCCCUCCAGAGCCCUGACCACAAAAGACGUUGACGCUCUCCUGUCACAGGCCGAGCUGGGCCACAGCCUGAGAAUGUGGAAAGUGGAAGCAGAGAAGGACAAGGAAUUCUUGGAAGAGGAAAGUAUCUUCCUGGAGACCUUGAAGACGCCCCUGCCUGCUGGGUAUGUGCAGAAGGCGUGAGGGUGUAACAGGCAUAGACUCCCCUUGAAUGAUGCAGCCAGAGGCUACAUACCGUGUACUUUGUUAUAUUGGAAAGCUGAAAGAAGUUGCACAAGAAGACACCGACUGUCUUUGUCUUCGAGAUCAGCACUGGUUCCAAUUAACCCAGAAAGACCCCCAGGUAAGGGUUGGAAUGGAAGUACGAAUGAUUUCAAAAGCUUUUUUCCCAGCAUCCAAUGUUGUAUUUUUCUCAGGGUUUAGCUUUUGCGUAGCUUAUCUGAGAAAGGUGUUUCAGUAAUGUUUCAAUUUGGUAAACAAGCCACUCUGGACUUCGCAUUUUACUUUUUGGUUUGACUUGUGUUUACUAUACAAAAUAGGUAGCAUAAGAUUCAUGAUACAUAUGGAUGUUUCAUGCAACUGUACAUAAGUGUACUGUAUUCGUUAAUGCCUGUUAAUUUCUAUUCACUAUUUAAAGUUUCAUUGUGUAGACUAAUCCGAUUUGACGCCAUAACUACGGUGGCGCCGCACUCACACGCACAUUCUUCAGCUUGACGCGAGCGUGCACUGACUAAUCACGACAUCCUAUUGGUCAAAGAGGCGUGGAAUGCGCGCGUACCACCUGUCCACGAGCGUUGCACCACCGUAGUAAUGGCUUCUAAUUCCGGUUGUCGAAUUACAGUAUAGCUUUGCUCUUAUGUAAUAUUUAUUAUUUUCCAUAAUCAAAAUCUUUUACCCUUAAUAUAAUUGCACAUUAAAAUAUGAGAAAUCCGUCCUUCAAAAAACCAGUUGUGUAUGAUAUGAAUUUACAUGUAUGUAGUCUCAACAG